Molecule: messenger RNA, 3138 nt
Organism: Closterium sp. Naga37s-1
Lineage: Eukaryota; Viridiplantae; Streptophyta; Zygnematophyceae; Desmidiales; Closteriaceae
Source: the annotation of a GenBank genome assembly
AUGGCGUUUACCAUUUCCACCCAGCCUACUACCCCUUACGAGGGACAAAAGCCUGGGACCUCGGGUCUGAGGAAGAAGGUCACGGUCUUCCAACAGCCGAAUUACCUGGCGAAUUUCGUCCAGGCAACCUUCAAUUCGCUUCCCGCUGACAAGAUUCAGGGCUGCACUCUCGUGGUUUCCGGCGACGGUCGGUACUAUUCGAAGGACGCGGUUCAGAUCAUCGCCAAGCUCGCAGCCGGUAAUGGAGUUCGCCGGAUCUGGGUGGGUCAGGACAGUCUCCUCUCCACGCCAGCUGUGUCUGGAAUCAUCCGCGAUCGCGUCGGCAUCCAGGGGGACAAGGCGUACGGAGCGUUCAUCCUCACAGCGAGCCACAACCCCGGUGGGCCGCAUGAGGACUUUGGCAUCAAGUACAACUGCGAGAACGGAGGGCCGGCUCCCGAAGGCCUGACCAACCAGAUCUACCAGCACACCACUACCAUCUCCGAGCUCAAGAUCGCUGAAGGGCUGCCCGAGGUGGACAUCAGCACCAUUGGCCUGCAGUCCUUUGAUGGUCCAAAUGGCAAGUUCGAGGUGGAGGUGUUCGAUUCUGCUGAGGACUACAUCAAGCUCAUGAAGACCAUCUUCGACUUUGAUGCCAUCCGGGGGCUCCUCAAGAACCCCAAGUUCGCAUUCUUGUUGGACGGGCUGCACGGCGUGGCGGGAGCAUACGCGGAGAAGCUGUUUGUGCGUGAGCUGGGAGUGCCAGCCUCGUCCCUCGUCAACUGCGUGCCAAAGGAGGACUUCGGAGGCGGCCAUCCCGACCCCAACCUGACCUACGCGCAUGACCUGGUGGAGGCCAUGGGGCUGGGCAAGCACCAGCCCGCUCAGGAGCCGCCUGAAUUCGGCGCUGCCUGUGACGGCGAUGCUGAUCGCAACAUGGUUCUGGGCAAAAGGUUCUUCGUGACGCCGUCUGACUCGGUGGCUAUCAUAGCAGCCAACGCGGAGGCCAGCAUCCCCUACUUCAAGGGCGGGCUCAAGGGCGUGGCCAGGAGCAUGCCCACGUCUGCGGCUCUCGAUGUUGUCGCCAAGGAACUCGGUCUCAAGUUCUUUGAGGUGCCGACCGGGUGGAAGUUCUUUGGCAACCUCAUGGAUGCGGGCAUGUGCUCUGUGUGCGGUGAAGAGAGCUUUGGCACAGGGUCGGACCACAUCAGGGAGAAGGACGGCAUGUGGGCUAUUCUGGCCUGGCUCUCCAUCCUGGCCAACAGGAACAGUGGCAGCAGUGAGGGGCAGCUUGUGACGGUGGAGGAGAUUGUGAGACAGCACUGGGCCAAGUAUGGCCGGCACUUCUACACCCGAUACGACUAUGAGGGAGUGGAUGCAGAGGGUGCAAAGACGCUCAUGGCUAAUCUGGUCGCCAGCCAAGCAGACAUCGCUGCACUCAACACGGCUGUGAAGGCAGCUAACAGCGCAGCAGCGGACGUGGUGAGGGGGGACGAGUUUGAGUAUAAGGACCCUGUGGAUGGUUCCGUGUCAAGCCACCAGGGGAUCCGGUUCUUCUUCGCUGAUGGCUCCAGACUGAUCUUCCGCCUGUCGGGCACGGGGUCAGUGGGGGCGACCAUCCGUGUGUACAUUGAGCAAUACGUGGCCGAUAGCUCCAAGAUUGAUGGCAACCCGGCUGAUGUGCUUGCUCCCCUGGAGCGGCAUGUUCUCUUCGGCCUUCUCCUGAGCGCGUCGUACAAGUUAUGGCGAGCCAACACAGCCGAGGCAGCAUUUUCAUCCAUCAUGUUCAACACCAAGAUGAUUCUCGUCGCUCUCCUGUGGGCUGUGGAUCCCCGCAUAUGUGCCUGGUACCUCCUUGCGUUCAUGCUGAUUUUUCUUCUUUGCCCCCAACGCUCACCAGCAACCCCAUCAGCAUCCGACGCCUUUCUUGAGAUGAUCCCGCGCCAGCUGGAGCUAGUGGCGCCUGUGGAAACUGCCACGCCAGCAUCCAACGUGCCAUGCCUGGUCAUGUUCUAUGCAAGCUGGUCACCCCCGUGCCAUCAGCACAUGUCUCUCUUUGUUGACAUUGCCAACCAGUACGGCCAAGGCCCCCAGAUUCACUUUGGCCGGUUGGAUGUCUCUCGAUUCCCGGACGUGGCCGAGAGAUUUUCUAUUGAUACUACCAUGUUCUCCUCUCAUCUUCCAACCCUCAUCCGCUUCCACAACGGCACCGAAGUCAACCGCCUGCCACCGCUCACCACCGCCUCCAGCACCAGCAGCAACAGGUUCAUACCCCGAGCCACGCCUUUCCUUUCCACGUCUUCUCUGGCACCUGGGCUCUACACACCCCCCAGGCUGACGAGAAGCAUGAUAGUGGGUGCGUUUCAGCUGGACCUUUGGAGAAUGAAGGGUGCUCUGGCAACUCUUGUCGGUGUUGCUGCUGCUGCUGCUGCUGCUGCUGCUGCUGCUGCUGCUGCUGGUGCUGCUGCUGCUGGUGCUGCUGCUGCUGCUAGUGCUGCUGCUGCUAGUGCUGCUGCUGCUGCUGCUGCUGCUGGGAAGGCGUAUCCACAACCUCUUGCACUUACGACUUUGUUUCUGCCAAUCUACCCAAGCCAUUCGUCUCUUUCCUUUUCCCAGGAUGUUCUAGCAGAGAAUCGGAAAAAACUGCUGGCUAUCAAAGCGAAACACAUGGCUGCUGCUAGUGCUGCUGCUGGGGGUGUUCCCUGGCCACGUCAACACGAUCAUUGUCAGCAGCAGGUAAACGGAGAAGCUGCCUCGAGUUCAGCUAGACGCGCAGGCUCGGGAGCAGGUUCGGGGAUGGCAGGUUCGGGUCUGGCGGUCCUGGGAGUUGCUGGUUCGGGCAUGGCAGGUCCGGGAGCGGGAGGCUGGGGUGCAAUCUCAAUAGUACUGAAAGCGAAUGGAAUGACAGGGGAACGAGCAGGGGGAGAAAGAGCAUGGGGCGCGGUAGCAGCAGGAGCAGGAGCAGGGGCAGGGGCAGGAGCAGGGGGGAAUGCAGGGGGGAGUGGAGUGGGGAGUGGAGGGGGGAUCACGGGAGGGGUUGCAGGAGGGAAGGGUGGUGGUGGUGGUGAGAUGGUGGCAGCUCCUCGCACCAAUCCCAUCAAGAUGGCAGCAGUGCAGAACGUGCCUAGCUUCACCACCUGGAUCUUCCUUGCCAAGUGA